Messenger RNA from Glycine soja, 1801 nucleotides. Its product is annotated as acyl-coenzyme A thioesterase 9, mitochondrial-like. Gene Ontology annotation, biological process: acyl-CoA metabolic process. Bases 181 to 1635 code for a protein of 484 amino acids. NCBI's taxonomy places the organism in Eukaryota, Viridiplantae, Streptophyta, Magnoliopsida, Fabales, Fabaceae. Gene Ontology annotation, molecular function: fatty acyl-CoA hydrolase activity. The record is from RefSeq and is a predicted model, not a curated record. The transcript has 5 exons.
AGACAGUUUUUUUCCAUCAAAAUGAGUCCAAGAAAGAUGGGAACUGAGUCUGAUUUUAUAGUUCAGUCCUUAUAGUAAAAUCAUGCAAAAUUAAUUGUAGCAGUUGAACAUUUCAUUCUUUGCUCCAACUUUGGUGGAAUCCCCACCAUUCAGAUUCAGUUUUCACCUCGAUUCCAUUCCAUGACAAGCAACGCUAUGCACCCCUUCAGAAACCCAAAACCAUGCCUUUCACUGUUCCACCAUCUUUUCAGAUUCAGAAUCACACCCACCACCAAUUCCCCCUAUCCAACAAUCCCAUCGAAUCACUUCUCAACUGAUUCUUCCACAACAUACCCGACAACAACUAAAACGACAACCUCUGUUUCCAUCGAUGCAGGUUCUUCUAACCGCAAACCCAUUAGUCUAUGGCCAGGGAUGUUCCAUUCCCCUGCCAUAUACGCUCUCUGGGAAGCCAGAUCUUCCGUUUUCGAAAACCCCGUUCUCUCCAAUGGCCCCUCCGUUCUCAAAACACCCUCCCGGAGCAGGACUUGCAUUUUCUAUAACUUCUCAGAAGAUCACAUGCUUCGCGAGCAGUAUAGGAAUCCAUGGAAUCACAUCAGGAUGGGCAAGCUCGUCGAGGAUUUCGACGCUCUAGCUGGUACCGUUGCGUUCAAGCAUUGUUCUAAUGAAGAUGGCACGGCAAGACCCCUUCUAUUGGUAACUGCUUCUGUUGACAAGAUGGUUCUUAAGAAGCCAAUCCAUAUUGAAGCUGAUUUGACCAUUGUGGGUGCUGUUUCCUGGGUUGGCCGGUCAUCCAUGGAGAUUCAACUGGAAUUGACUCAGUCCGCUCAAGGGAAUCCCAAUAUCUCAAGCUCACCUGCACUUGUAGCUAACUUCACAUUUGUGGCUCGCGACUCCGCCACUGGAAAAGCAGCCCCAAUCAACCAGAUCUCACCUGAAAGUGAGCAAGAAAGAUUGCUCUGGGAAGAAGCAGAAGAGAGGAACAAAUUUAGGAAAAGAAUGAAACAAGAACAGAAACAUGGAGAGAGUGAAGACCCUGCUAGGCUCAAAGCACUACUGGCCGAAGGGCGUAUCUUCUGUGACAUGCCAGCAUUGGCCAACAGAGAUAGUGUCCUGAUGAAGGAUACUUGCCUACAGAACUCUUUUAUCUGUCAGCCACAGCAAAGAAACAUCCAUGGUCGUAUCUUUGGAGGAUUCUUGAUGAGAAGAGCGUUUGAACUUGCCUUUUCAACUGCUUAUGCCUUUGCUGGUGCAGCACCUCAUUUCCUAGAAGUUGAUCAUGUUGAUUUUUUUAAACCUGUGGACGUUGGAAAUUUCCUUCGUCUCAAGUCUUGUGUUCUGUACACGGAACUUGACAACAUAGCUGAACCCCUGGUGAAUGUGGAAGUUGUUGCACAUGUGACAAAGCCUGAGCACCGCUCAAGUGAGGUAUCUAACAGAUUCUACUUCACAUUUGGUGUUGAUCCUGUGGCCAUUAAAAAUGGGUUGAGGCUUCUACAUGUUGUUCCUGCUACAGAAGAGGAAGCACGGAAGGUGCUUGAACGCAUGGAUGCUGAGAACCUGAGUUUGGUUAAAAAAGAUGGUAAUCUAAACGUUGUCAAGGAGAACAAGUGUACGGAGAAAACAAAUCUCUGAUAUAGCACCUGUAGAACUUUCUUAGUAGUUGUGGAUUGAACUACAGAGCGAUUUUGAAGGGUUUUUUUUUUUUUUUUUCCAUUCACGAUUAGAGGUAAAAAGAUAAUAGCUUCUCUUGGUGGUUCAAUAGAGGAGGCAACACAAUUCUCAAACCUUUAGAAAUCAA